AUGUCAUCCUCACCUAGUGGAUCCAACUACCCUGGUCUUGCUACGGAUUUUCCUGAUGAUAAUUUAAAUAAAUUGACAUCAUUUUUACAUAAAUUAGCUGGAUAUACCGAUGAAGAAGUCAGUGCUAUUUUAAAGGAACACUGUUAUGCUAGACCUUGGAACUGGAGACCGGAGAACCUGCAUAAACGAAGUGUAAUAGACGUAGAAAAUUGCGACGAACCAGACCAAUUAUCAAUCCCAAGUGACUUAACAAACCCGCGAAACUCAAUAGAAGAAGCUCUAAGAUUAAUCAACUUCACCCGGCCAGAAGACAGUAAUGACGACUGGGAAGAAAAGAUAGAAAAAACAUUAUGGUCGCCAGUCCAAAGAAGAAUAUUUUCCCGAAUAUUUAUGAUAAUAAACUCCGAGCGCCUCCACAGACUAACAAAAGUGAACAAUAAAAUGGAGCUAGUAUACCGUCGAACAUCAACGGACUCCUCAGCUAAAAAAUUCCGCGAAGUAAUGGCGACUAUCAGUUGGGACUACAGAAUACUUCAAUGGUUGCACGGCUUACUAGUUGAUAAUUUAUCCCGCGAAGCACUUAUAAUUUAUUUGGACAUACUUCAAACAUUGAGAGCUAAGGUUCCUCAGCUAGUCGACAGAAUGACUGCUCCAACAGCAAAUGCAAUUGUUAAACCCGGAUCUAUACCUUUAGAGACACUUAAUGCUCUUAUAAAACGAACUUGGGACCCAGUGGCUACUUGUUUAAAUAAUAUUAGACCUAAAAAGCUUCCAGGUAAUCCAAUUUUAGUUGUAGUGCCUUCUGGAGUUGGUAGUAGCAUUUCUCCAAGGCAACACAAGUGGAUUACACAAUUGGGAUUGCUUGGAACGCUUGUUACUGUUCAUUCACAUUUAGGAUUGUCGGCUAAUAAAAUGACGAUGAUGACGUGCCUUGAGCAACUUGUACAAGCUACAAGAGCUAAGAUUCAAGAUGUAAGAAGUGAUUUUCCAGGAAAUCCUGUAAUUUUAGUUGGAUUUAAUACUGGAGCGGCUCUAGCGUCUCAAGUUGCGCUAAUGGAGCACGUAACAGCUGUUAUAUGUCUCGGAUUUCCUUUUGCGACUGCAGAAGGCAAAAGAGGCUCGCCUGAAGACACUCUCAUGGAUAUAAGAUGCCCUAUUAUGUUUGUAAUUGGCCAGAAUGCAACGCUUGUAAGACCGGAUGACUUGGAAAAUGUACGGGAAAAAUUACUCGUUGAAAGUUGUCUGGUUGUUGUUGGUACUGCGGAUGACAGCUUGAGAGUGUCGAGCAAUAAAAAAAUUUCUGAAGGAAUUUCUCAGGCUAUGGUUGAUCGGUGUAUCAUGGACGAAAUUACUGAUUUUAUUGGUGGAAUUCUGGUUCAACCUCAUCCAUUGCCGUUACGUCCAGCGGGAUUGUUAAAUCCGGAUAAGAAUAAAAGAGAUGCGAGAAAACGGAAAAAUUCAACGAGUAGUUCUGUUGACAGUGAAUCGAGCUUUCCAAAUUUACAGAAGAAAAGUCGUUCAGGUACGCCGGGUCAGUUUAAUACAACCAGGAGUCAAGGCUCUUUUGAUAGGUCUUCAGGUUUAAAUAUGCAAUCCACUCUUGUUACAGCGGGCAAUCCGAAUGAUGUUAAUGCACAUAAUUCUGUUCCAAGGCGGAAACCCAAAAUUAUUAAUAAUCAGAAAUUAGGCUCUCCCAUGGGUCCAAUAAGAUUACCCGCCGGACCGUCAAAUCAAUUGAACAAUUCAAUUCAAUCUAAUUCUAGUUCAAAAACUUCUGUUUCAUUUUCCAAAGUACCAAAAAUGAUUCCAUCAAAUAAUACACCAAACUUUACGGGAAAAUUGAAAACAAUUACACCAACGAAUAAAACGUUCAAUAAAUCCAUCUCUGCUAAUAAUUAUAAGUCAAUAGAAAAAUCUGGAGAGACAAAACUCGUUACGGUGUUAACAUCUAAUGGGAACCAAGUUAGAGUCGCAGCACCUUCAGAUGGUCAAAAUAAAUCUUCUGGAACAGGAGGAUCUUUGACUGCAUUACUACAAAAUAGAAAAAAUAAUGACAAUUUAACUGAGGAAAAAAUUGCUAAUCAAACAAUACCAAUUAGUCACUGUGAAUCCAGUAGUACGACUACUAGUACCGCAUCUACAAUGACAAAAGCAACUGAAAGUACGAAUUCAAUAACAAUACUGCCGUGGUCGAAUAAAAUAAAAAAUUCACUGAAAAAUGAUGACGCACUGCCUAAAAUAACGCCUAUAAAUAAUAAAAAUCAAUGGCAAAAAUCCCACCAAUUAACACCACCAUUAAUUAAAAAUAAUCCGUCAUUAGAAGUUGACGAUGAUGAUCUUGGAAAUAUUUUAGACAUACCAAUAAUAUUUGCUAAAGAUGAUGAUAAUUUAAAUGCUAUUGAAAAAGCACCACCUAUUUCUUUGCCUAUCACUACAAUUAAUGAUUCAAUUCAACAAAAACCAGUCAAUAAAAUAAACCCGACAAAAGUUGUUUUAUUGAGCAAUAAAGAAGGUAAAGUUUAUCAAAGACCUACGAGUAAAAUAACGCCAACAAAAAAAAUUGAUCAGGAUUUAAAUCAAUCAGACUCAAGUCUCGUUAAUCGUGUUGUCUUUCAAAGACGCAUGCAAAAUUCAUCGUUGUCUUCUACUCAAUCUUCGUCUUCUGGAAGCAAUCAACAACCUGUUAAAUAUACUAAAAUAAUAUUAUCAAAGCGACAAAAUUCUGGAACUUCAACGAAAUAUACUGAUCAAGUGGUGUUAACUAAAAAUAAGCGCCCGUCUUCCCAAUUAAUUGUCGGCGAUCAAAGUCAUUCAUCAUUUACAACAACACCUAUUAGAGUUAUACCUAAAUUAGCAGAUAAAAGUAAUAAUGAUAAUGAUAAUCAUAAUAUUGUAGAUAGUGAAAAAAACAUUGUACAAACUAAAACUAAGGACUGUAAAUUGUUUGAUGAGUCAGACAUUUGA
Molecule: messenger RNA, 2964 nt
Organism: Cotesia congregata
Lineage: Eukaryota; Metazoa; Arthropoda; Insecta; Hymenoptera; Braconidae
Source: the annotation of a GenBank genome assembly